Opisthorchis viverrini is the source of this 1489-nucleotide messenger RNA. RefSeq lists its product as hypothetical. The transcript has 5 exons. NCBI's taxonomy places the organism in Eukaryota, Metazoa, Platyhelminthes, Trematoda, Opisthorchiida, Opisthorchiidae. Bases 459 to 1310 code for a protein of 283 amino acids. Gene Ontology annotation, molecular function: GTPase activator activity. The record is from RefSeq and is a predicted model, not a curated record. Gene Ontology annotation, biological process: post-Golgi vesicle-mediated transport. Gene Ontology annotation, cellular component: cilium; periciliary membrane compartment.
CGCAUGAACGUGCUUUGGUUCUGCUGUUUCGUUAAACAGAUACGCAGAGCUGGGAAUGACAAUAAGAAAAUCAGCAUAGAGCCACCCAUAAAAUAUCCAUGGUACGAGCUGAGUAACCAUGCCUCUUAGUUUUCCAAGGAGGGAUAAUGGACAAUUGGACCCUAAUGAUUUUACAAUUAGCGACAAAACGGAAGGGGUUUGGGGUAGAGUGCCUGGAGAGAUUGGUGGGGAGCAGUUUCUUAUUCAAGACUGCAAAGUGUGACUCUUUUAUUCUCUGUUGAUCGUUACCAGAACGCUAGUAUUUACCUCCUUGAUCAUAUCAACACCAUAACCAUAGACGACUGUGAUAACUGUACAAUUCUUACCGGACCUAUUAAAACAAGGUUAGUUUUUCAAUCAAACCAGAUAAGUUCACCAAUUUCAGCAUAUUUGUAAGAGAUUGCAAGGAGUGUUGCAUAAUGACAGCUUGCCAGCAAUUCCGCGCCCGCGACUGUGAAAAUAUAAUUGUGUUGCUGGCUUGCGCCACAGAGCCGAUCAUCGAAGCAAGUUCAGGGAUGAAGUUUGGCCCUUACCAAUGCCUGUACGAAGAACUCGAUGCUCAGUUCAAGUCAGCUGGUCUCAGUAUAUUCAAUUGUAACUGGUCAGAGAUCUAUGACUUCACGCAGGACACUGGUGCGGAAAGCAACUUUGAGCUGCUGGGUCCCGAGGAGGCUGAUGCAAGAAAGUACAUGCUCACACCAAAAGAAGCUCUGGAAAACGAGAGCAAGAAAAAUGAUUCGCAAACUGUGUCUAACGAGAAUACAGUGUCUCUACUCAAUAGACUGUCCUCAGUCUCAGUGUCCUUGAAUCCCAACGAUUCCCUUGUUCCGAGAACACUGGGUAGCAGUGUUCAGCUCCUAAUACGCAAGGAAAGCUGUACAACGACACAGUUGAAUGGAUCCGCUUUAAUUGCUGUGUUCGACCAUCCCAGUGCAAAUGAGUGCGCCAAAGCCAUAGUCACUCUGCUUCGAGAAUACCCCUCUUGUUACCUCAUUCGGACAAGAUUUUCCCGAUUCAACGAAUACGAUAUGGAACGCAUUUUUGGAAUACGCGCCAAGUCGAAGCAGGCCAAAGUUGGUGCUGGUGGGGUUAUCACACUCGAGGUUGCUGGGCCCGCCCUUGUUGUCGGCCGUUCCUGCGAAGAAGUCGUGCAGAAAGCUUCUUCACUGUUUGAACCGGGGUUUGUUCAUGUGACCAGCGAACCAUCUCUGGCCAGUAGACAAAUCGAUCUCCUCAACGGACUCUAUCGAAUGCAUCUGGACACACAUUGAUUUGCACACAAACCAACCCAAGCACACAUUCCGAUUUUAUGCGGUAAUUUUCUAUCUGGCUGUAAUGUUUUUUUUCACUUAUCACACCUCUGUGUUCAUACGCACAACAAAAGGCCUAUCAAAUGAUUGAUGACUACCAUGUAAACUAAACAAGCGAAGUAUAAAAAAAUGCCAUCCCA